This is a messenger RNA of Cyphellophora attinorum, 1254 nucleotides long. RefSeq names its product Acyl-coenzyme A thioesterase 8. The transcript has a single exon. Gene Ontology annotation, cellular component: peroxisomal matrix. The record is from RefSeq and is a predicted model, not a curated record. Gene Ontology annotation, molecular function: fatty acyl-CoA hydrolase activity. NCBI's taxonomy places the organism in Eukaryota, Fungi, Ascomycota, Eurotiomycetes, Chaetothyriales, Cyphellophoraceae. The coding region runs from base 1 to 1254 and encodes 417 amino acids. Gene Ontology annotation, biological process: fatty acid catabolic process; acyl-CoA metabolic process.
AUGUCUAAACACGCCACCUUAAUCAAACCUCCCAAAUCCCUCGGCCACCACUCCCCCAUCGAGUCCGUCCUCUCGCUCCUCCCCCUCUCUGACAUCGGUCCCGACAUCUACACUAACGCCCGCCCACUCUGGCACCCUCCCGGUGCACGGGGCAUCUACGGCGGCGCCGCCAUCGCCCAAUGCCUCUCCGCCGCCCAAUCCACCGUUCCCACCAACUACACCGUGCACAGCAUGCACUGCUACUUCGUCCUCGCCGGCAACUCCGAGAUCCCCAUCCUCUACCACGUCGAGCGCGUCCGCGAUGGCAAAUCCUUCAUUACGCGCACUGUGCAAGCCCGGCAGCGCGGAAAGCCGAUUUUCACGACGACGAUAAGCUUCCAGCGCACCGAUGCGGCUGGCGGCGUGACGGUUGACCACCAUCUGAAGCCUCCACCUAACGUCCCCGUGCCGGAUGAGGGCGACCAAGCGGCGUUUCAGACACAAUGGCUCUCUCGCGUGACUGGGUCCGGCGAGACUAACCCCGCGCUAGGCCGGCCCUUCGAAAGCGUCAAAGUCGGCAUCACGCCUCGUGGGUCUGCACCUCCAGAGACGCGGCGCAUCGUGCAGUGGAUUCGAUGUCGAGGCCGCAUCAGCGACUGUCCGCAAAACGUCCGCGCCGAGGAAGAAGCGACGCAGCAGAGGCUGUUCAAGCAAGAAGAGGGGAACCACCAGGCCCAUUUGAGUGCGCUGGCGUACAUGUCUGAUAGCUGGUUCAUUGGGACGGUAGCGCGUGUGCAGCGGUUGCAAAGAUUUAGUGACAAGGAGCGUCGGCAGGCAAUGCUGGCGUCGUUCAAGGGAAGCAAAGAGGAGUUGGAAGAGAUGAAGCAGGUGAUGGAGGAAAAUGCUAAGGAAGAGGAGGAAGAGAGGCGGACGGACUAUCCAGGCUCUUCGUCGUCGCAGAGUCAAACUGACGACGGACCACAGGUCGGCGCCGCGAGCCCACCAGUAGGCGCGCAAGGCCACAGAAUAGGCAUGAUGGUCAGUCUAGACCACACUAUCUAUUUUCACAACCCGAGGGCGUUCAGGGCGGACGAGUGGCUGCUCACGGAGAUGGACAGUCCAUGGGCAGGCGAUGCGCGAGGCUUGGUGCAGCAGAGGAUCUGGACCAAAGAUGGGGUUCUGGUGGCAACGUGCUACCAGGAGGGUGUGGUAAGGCUGGACCAGGGUGAUGGGAGGGCGACAAGGAGUUCUGGAGUGAAGGAGAACAAGUUGUGA